CACAACCCACAGUAUACUGCUUACCCUACUUGGUGGAGCAUCAACUAAACUGGUCUGUUCUAGUGUAAAUCAAGAGUUAAAAUCAAGAGUAAAUCAGCAUGGCUCCCAUCUGCGGUCAGAAGUCACUUUCUACAAAGAUUUCCAGUUCUUCGUCACAAAUGAACUGUGAUCACAGUAAACAAUCUGCAGACAAUUUGUGGAACUUCUCCCUCCCCAUCAGUAGAAGAGGACUUUUCUUCCAAGAUUCCUUCUUCGGGCAUGCACAGGCACUCUUCAACGACGCCGUCCAAGAGGCACUUGGGAGAUGGGGUGAGACAUCACUUCUCGCUGACAGAUUAGAUGACAAUAAACUCCGUCUCUCCAACAACCUCAGUCGCUACAGACAGCUACGGGAGCACAACCAGAAGGAGGAAGUACUAGCAGUCACCGCCUCCACUGACACAACUUGUCAUAAGAUCGUGAUUGACGUUCAUGACUUUAUGGACGGAGCGGUGAAAGUGAAGGUGGCGGGGGAGAGUGAGGUAGUGGUGGAGGGUCUCACCAACAAUAUGGACUCGUCUGGUCUCUCCCACAGCUUCACACACCACUUUACCUUGCCACACUUCACCGACAUAAAAGCCAUCACUGCUGUUAUGUCCUCCGAUGGCAUACUUACGAUUACCGCUCCUAAAACGACAAAUGGUCCACAUAACGAAGGCUCAGCGAUCCCCAUAAGAGUCGAGGGAGCAGUUAGUGCUGAAGAGUCAACAUCUCUGGCGGCCUCACACAACUCCACCUCCAGCAACACGAAGUUACCAGAGUCACCGGAGGACGAGUGUGACUGCAGAAGUUGUCUUCAGGAUCAAAAAGAACAAAGAAGUCACACUAAGCAACAGCGUGUACAUAAGAUUCCUAUUAGGAUCAACUCAACUCUGGUUAAGAACAAAUGUGAUUUGCAAACCAGUGAUGUAAAAACUUCCUUUAAUAAUACUCUUCAGUCAGAGAUUAAAUCACAGGAAGAAUCAAAACGUAACGCAAUAAACAUUGUUACAAAGCAAAGCAACAGUCAUGAAGACGCAAGCCAUAUCCAGAAAGCUGCAAGUGUUUCAUCAAACACAAGAGCCACUUCCAGCAAGCAACACACUUCGGAGAAUCACGCUAACACUGCCUCCGAGAUCCAGACAAAGAAAUCAUCCGUUGACAAAGAGGUUCGAAAUAUUCCCUUGUCUCAGAGCAGUUUUCUACCAAUUACCAGAAGAGGGCAGUUCUUUAACGACUCGUUCUUCGAAGAUGCCCAAAAAGACUUCCAGAACGCCGUCAACGAGAUCCUUAGAAGAUGGGGCCGGGAAGAGCUUCCCUCUGACAGAUGGGAAGACUCUAAUCUCCGUCUUGGUAGCAGUCUCAGUCGGUACAGACAGCUCAGAGCCCACAACCUCAGGGAGGAGAACCAGGCCAUAACGAUCACCACUAACGAUACUUGUCACAAGAUCGUGAUGGAUGUUCAUGACUUCAUGGAGGGAGAGGUGAAGGUGAAGGUGGUGGGGCAGAAGGUGGUGAUGGUGGAGGGUCACACCAACAGUAACACCAACACUGGAGACUUCUCUCUAACUUCUCAGAGCUUCAGGCGGCAGUUUUCUUUGCCAGACCAAACCAACAUUGAGGUCAUCACUGCCGCCAUGUCCUCCGACGGUAUACUCACUAUCACUGUUCCCAAAAGUGUCAACCGAGGACAGAAUAAUGGCAUGAUUAUUCCCAUCACAAUUGAAGGUAAUCAUAAUAGUGAAACUGACGUGAAGGGUUCGGUCACAUCCGUCUCUAAGGCAACUACAAGCAACACUGCUUCUGAUACAAACUCCAAACUGCUGGAAGUAAAAGAAGAAAACUGCAAAUCUGAAGAAUGUCAGAAGAAGGAGUGUAUGCAAAAUAAAACUGAAUCGACUCUACGACAAAAUGAAGAGAAGAAGUUUGCAACGAUGCAGAAGGUUUCUGCUAACAGCACAAAUAGCUCCAAUUCAAGCUGUACAAAGCAGAGAGACACCGAAGUCACUGGACUUGUAGGAACUUGUGGUACUCAUGAUGAUACUUCGCAACAGAAGUUGUCAGGCGUUUCAUCAAAGAGCGAACAACUAUCUCGUUCUCAUCAUUCUGAAAUUAGGCAGUUCUGUGAGCCUGGUAACAUCCACAUCUCUAACUUGACAACUCUUCCCAUCACGACAAGGGGUCUCUUCUUUGAUGAUUCCUUCUUCCAAAAUGCUUGGAAAGAUUUCCAGGAUGCUGUUAAGGAGGUGGUGUCCAGGUGGGGGCAAGAAUCAUCCACUUCAGACUAUUUAACCUGCUACAGAAACCUUCGAACUCGUGACCUGAAGGACGAGAAUCAGGCAGUAAAGUCUUCCGAGGAUGAAUUUAACUAUAAGUUUGUUGUGGACGUGCAAGACUUCACAGACGGAGGUGAGAUCACUGUUAAGGCUGUGAACGAGAAAGAGUUGGUGGUGGAGGGUCACGUGGAGAAGAAAGAGGGAGGAUCAAAGUUCACAAAGAAGUUCCUUCGUCGUUUCGUUGUGCCGGGAAGUAUUUAUUUAGAAUCAGUUACGUCAGUUAUGUCUUCAGAUGGUGUGCUAACUAUCACUGCACCAAAGAAGCCCGAAACAUUGAAAAUCAAGGAGGUCAUCGUGCCCAUGAGCGUCGAGGAAGGAACUAACGAGGCGAAGAGCUUCAACCAGUCGUCAAGCCACACCUUGAGGGCAAGUGUUGAAACUCCUGCCAGUGAACCAUCCACAGCUGUUACCAUAGACACCGAGGAGAACUGCGACUCGCCUUCUGUAGAUGUCUCCUCGACUUUAUUUUCUGCCACUGAGUUAACGCAGCAUGAUGGAUCUUCAACUCAUGACAUCUCCUCUCUUCCUCUAGACACGGUCAUUUGCAGUAAAGAACACGUCAUCCCAGUACAACUCGAAGAAGAAUUGCAAACUCUUUCAUGUGAUAUGAAAUCUAUCACAGCAAAGAACAAAAUAUCUCAACGUGAUCAGCUAACGAACGAAACAUCUUUGGGAACUAAAGUCACCACUAUUGAGAACUUGUCAUCUAAAGGAACAACUGAGAGAAAUGAGCGCACCUCUGAUAAAUCUGAAGUUGCUUCAACUAUCCAGAAAGUCAAUAUGGAAGGUCAAGCCGCAAACCUGAACUGCCAAACAAAGUCCAACGUGUUUAAUGCUAAAGAAGUAGAUAAAACCAAGUUAAAUGUUGCCCGCAAUAUUCAAGAUCAACGUGAGAAUAUUAACUGUGUUUCCGUUAAUAAACUUGUACCCAUAAGCAUGAAGGGCUCCUUCUUCAGUGAUACUUUCUUCGAGGAUGCCAGAGAAAACUUUGCGGCUGCGGUCAAGGAUGUACUGAGGAGGACAAAUGUAGCAACUUACCUGAGUGACGAACUCUCUUCCUACCGGAACUUGCGACUAAGAGAUUUAAGAUCAGAGAACCAAGCCUUCCGUGUAGAAGAAGACCAGCAUGCCUUGAAAAUUGUGGUAGACGUCUUCGACUUCAUUGGAGGUGACGUGAACGUAGAAGUUGUUGGAGGAAAAGAAGUUUUGGUUGAGGGAAAAGCCAAGAGACAAGAGGGAACAUCGGCAGCCACACAGACAUUCCUGCUGCGGUUCUCAUUGCCUCACAACGUUGACCUGCAGGGAAUCUCCUCGGCCAUGUCCUCCGACGGCGUCCUCACAGUCAUUUCUCCCAAGAUACAAAAGACUGUCGGUUCCGAUGCAUCGAACAUUGAAAGGACAAUUGAGAGUCAUUCAAGGAUGGAGAGCCACAGCGACACAGGAAAAUCGUUGCAGGAGAAGAAUAUGCGACAGUCAAUCAAAGAAUCCGAGGGCUCUAGCUCCCGGUCCUUCAGCAGCUGCCAACGCUCUCAGCACCAAUAUUCCUCCAACAAACAAUUUUAAUGACAAUAUAUUUUCCUUUAACAAUUAAGAGAAUAGGAUUUUUUCUUAUUAGAUGUGUUGAUAAUUGAUGAGAAAAUAAUUGAUGUUAAAUUCAAAUAGUAUGUUAAUCCUAAUUAAGCCAAAAUUAUUAUAAUAAUGGAAUGUUUUGUGAUCGUGAGAUUACAAGAUUAUUGAACGUGAGCGGCGCCAGUUGUGGAUGACAGCAACUUUACAGGUAAGGAACGCAUCAUGCUUUAAUUGUCACAGAUUAUCACAUAUCCUAUACAUAUAGGAUAUGACAUAAUUUGUUACCAGUAUAUCUCAUAUUAACUGACAUAUACUGUUAAGAAGCCUCAUAUAUUAGACGAGAUAUACUGAUAAGAAGCCUUGUAUGUUAGACAAGAUAUUCAAGAAAUUUUAUAUAUUGCUUGGUUUUUAUGGUUGUAUAACUGAUAAUGCUAUUCUGAUAGUUCUGUUAAUUCCUACAGAUGUCACGACCUCUGGCGCCGCGGUGACCUGACCUGCAGAAGUAACCUAAACAUUCCCUUGUUAGAAAUAACUUUUACGAAUUAUUAUACUGGAAAUUACAUUCAAUAUAUUAAUGGGAAUUUUGUAUCGAAUUUUGUUAUAUUGUUAACGAAUAUAUUUGAUAUUUUAAAAUAAUAUUUUAUAAUAUAUAUAUUUAUUCAAAAAAUAAAUGAAAUUAAAUAAU
Messenger RNA from Procambarus clarkii (red swamp crayfish), 4608 nucleotides. RefSeq names its product serine-rich adhesin for platelets. Gene Ontology annotation, cellular component: cytoplasm; nucleus. NCBI's taxonomy places the organism in Eukaryota, Metazoa, Arthropoda, Malacostraca, Decapoda, Cambaridae. Gene Ontology annotation, biological process: protein refolding; response to heat. The record is from RefSeq and is a predicted model, not a curated record.